GCGGAAAUAUUUGCGGUUUCAAUUAUAGAUGACGUUUUAACCAAAGCAUUAUUGUAAUAAGUAUUUUUCUUUAUCCUUUAAUAAAAAAAAAUGAAUGCUCCACCAACUUUCGAGUCUUUUUUAUUGUACGAGGGCGAAAAGAAAAUCAUCAAAGAGUUGGACACAAAAGUCACCAAUGCCGCUAUUUUCACAGUCAAUAAGGAGGAUCACACACUUGGCAAUAUGAUUAGAAAUCAGCUUUUGAAGGAUCCCAAUGUUCUGUUUGCUGGUUAUAAAGUGCCACAUCCGUUGGAGCACAAAUUUGUUAUCCGUAUACAAACUACUUCUGAUUACUCUCCGCAUGAAGCUUUUAUGAAUGCUAUAACUGACUUGUUAGCGGAACUUUCAUUGUUCGAAGAGCGAUUUAAGGAAGCAAUUAAGGAGAAAAAAGAGGGUGGUGACUAAAUGCAGCUUGCGUUCGUUCGUUUUAUUCCUUCUUUAGUCUUACUGAUUAUUUAUUAAGGUAGUGUUAAAAGCCUAACACAUGGUUCUUUAUUUCUGAAAGUAUCCAUUUUGUAUAUUUUUCAAAAAAUUUAUGCAAUAAAAAGGACAUAUUUGCAAAGUUUUAAA
Molecule: messenger RNA, 609 nt
Organism: Anastrepha obliqua
Lineage: Eukaryota; Metazoa; Arthropoda; Insecta; Diptera; Tephritidae
Gene: Rpb11
Product: DNA-directed RNA polymerase II subunit RPB11
Exons: 4
Coding region: 91-444 (117 amino acids)
Biological process (GO): transcription by RNA polymerase II
Cellular component (GO): RNA polymerase II, core complex
Molecular function (GO): DNA binding; protein dimerization activity
Source: RefSeq, a predicted model, not a curated record